Messenger RNA from Ochotona curzoniae (black-lipped pika), 648 nucleotides. RefSeq names its product betacellulin (gene BTC). The record is from RefSeq and is a predicted model, not a curated record. Gene Ontology annotation, biological process: positive regulation of cell population proliferation; epidermal growth factor receptor signaling pathway; positive regulation of mitotic nuclear division. The transcript is spliced from 5 exons. The coding region runs from base 1 to 648 and encodes 215 amino acids. NCBI's taxonomy places the organism in Eukaryota, Metazoa, Chordata, Mammalia, Lagomorpha, Ochotonidae.
AUGGGGAGAACAUGCAAGUGGAGCAGUGACCUGACCCAACUUAAAUCUCAAAUGAAUCACUGUCACCGAGUUAAAAUCAGAAUAGAAGAAGGAAAACGAAUCAGGAUUCUGAUGAUGAAGUCGGUAGAUGAGGGCGUCUCGGAACAAAAGGUAGCAGCAGAAAAGAUGGUGAAGGGACUAGUGAUCUUCCACUGUGUUGUGGCUAAUGGGAAUUCAACAAGGAGUGCAGAAACAAAUGGCCUUCCCUGUGGAUAUGCUGGAGAAAACUGCACAGCUACCACUGUGCAGCCUAAACGGAAAGGGCAUUUUUCUCGCUGUCCCAAGCAAUACAAGCAUUACUGUAUCAAAGGACGGUGUCGCUUCGUGGUGGCUGAGCAGACCCCCUCAUGUGUCUGUGAUGAAGGCUACACAGGGGCGAGGUGUGAGCGUGUUGACUUGUUUUACCUCCGACAAGACAGAAGGCAGAUCCUGGUCAUCUGUUUGAUAGCAGUGAUGGUAGUUUUCAUCAUUUUGGUCAUUGGUGUCUGCACAUGCUGUCAUCCUCUUCGGAGAAAUCGUAAAAGAAGAAAGAAGGAAGAAGAAAUAGCAACUCUGGGCAAGGAUACAACUGCUAGGAAUGAAGAUAUCGAAGAGACUAACAUUACCUAG